Messenger RNA from Zea mays, 2580 nucleotides. Its product is annotated as L-type lectin-domain containing receptor kinase IX.1. NCBI's taxonomy places the organism in Eukaryota, Viridiplantae, Streptophyta, Magnoliopsida, Poales, Poaceae. Gene Ontology annotation, biological process: protein phosphorylation. Bases 153 to 2300 code for a protein of 715 amino acids. The transcript has a single exon. The record is from RefSeq and is a predicted model, not a curated record. Gene Ontology annotation, molecular function: protein kinase activity; ATP binding.
ACGAAAAGGCCAAAAAAAAAAAAAAACAAACCCAUCACCCACUUAUGACCUGAUCGUCGAUGAUCAGACGCGAUCCGGAGUGGUUUGAGAGCCCUCGCAAUUUACGUUAUUGACCAUCCAAGUAUCCAAACAUUAGCUCAUUAGCCGCCGCCAUGGCUCUUCAUCGGAGCUUCCUUAUCUUCACCGUCAUGUCGUCGUUUGCCACCCUUACUGCAGUUGUGGUGUGUGGCCAGGUCCAGCACUACUACACGGCUUACCACCCUUACUGCUCCACGACGGGAAACUACAGCACCGGCAGUCCGUACCAGGUCAACCUAGUGAAGCUAAUGGGCGAGCUCCCCUCGAUCGCCCUCGCCAACCGCGGUUUCCAGGUCGACACGGCCGGCGAGCACCCCAGCACGGUGUUCGGCCUCGCCAUGUGCUACGCGGACACCAGCUGGACCGCGUGCCGCCCCUGCCUCGAGGCCGGGGCCGCCGGGGUGCAGCAGGCGUGCCCGUUCGGCCGGGAGAUGAAGGCCCUAUACGACGAGGUCUGCCUCCUGCGCUACUCCGACCAGCCCUUCUUCUCGGCCGCCGACGUCGACGUCGCGUUCUACGUCUGGCAGAAGGACUCCGUCGUCGCCGCCGCCGACGUGCCCGCCUUCAACGCCACGCGGUGGAGGCUGAUGGCGCGGCUCGCCGCCGAGGCUGCCGUCUCCUCGCUGCGGCUGGCGAACGGGAGCGAAGCGUACGCCGCGGAGGCGGAGGACUCGCGGGGAGCCGGCGCCCAGCAGGUCGCCGUGCCCGUGCACGGGCUGGUGCAGUGCACCAGGGACCUUAACGCCAGCGAGUGCACCAGAUGCCUCACGAGUUUCCUCGCCGGCCUGUCGAGCUCGCUCCCCAACUACACCUACGGCACCGCCAAGGGCUAUAGCUGCUAUAUGGCUUACAGGGUCGGGGACAAGCUGGACAUCACCAUUCCGCCGCCGGCACUAGUAGCAUCGUCGCCACCGCCGCUGCCAUCAACUACCACGUCGCCUCUGCCUGACCGCACGCCGACGGCAGCUCUGGUGGCCGGUGUGUCAGUUAGUUCUGCGGCAGUCUUCAUCGUCUCCGCGGGCGUCUCGAUUUGGCUCCUGCUGCGGCGGCGGCGACGCAGGCAAAAGGCGAGAGAACAAGAACUGCGUGCGUUUGAUGGUGACUACAACUACAACGACGAGGAGGAGCCCCUGCAAGACGAAUUUGAGAAAGGGACAGGGCCGAGGAGGUUCCGCUACCGCGAGCUGGCCAUGGCCACGGGCUUCUUCUCCGACGAGGAGAAGCUCGGCGAAGGAGGCUUUGGGUCGGUGUACCACGGCUACCUCAAGGACAUGGGCAUUCACGUCGCCAUAAAAAGGGUGUCCAAGGGCUCCAAGCAGGGGAGGAAGGAGUACAUCUCCGAGGUGAGGAUCAUAAGCCGGCUGAGGCACCGCAACCUGGUGCAGCUCAUCGGCUGGUGCCACGGCGGCGGCGAGCUCUUGCUCGUCUACGAGUUCAUGCCCAACGGCAGUCUCGACACUCAUAUCCACAACCACGACAAAGUACUGCCGUGGCAUCUGAGGCAUGAGAUCGUGCUUGGUAUCGGCUCCGCGCUCCUGUACCUGCACCAGGACUGGGAGCAGUGCGUGGUGCACCGUGACAUCAAGCCGAGCAACGUCGUGCUGGACGCGUCCUUCAACGCCAAGCUCGGCGACUUCGGGCUGGCGAGGCUGGUCGACCACGACCGGGAGUCCCACACGACGGCGCUCGCCGGCACCAUGGGCUACAUGGACCCGGAGUGCAUGGUCACUGGCACCGCGUGCGCCGUGUCCGACGUGUACAGCUUCGGAGUGGUGGCGCUCGAGACCGCCUGCGGCCGGCGGCCGGUCGUGGUCCUGCGAGAGACGCAGCAAGGGUCAGAAGCCACGGCGGGGCACACGCACCUGGUGCGGUGGGUCUGGGAACACUACGGCCGCGGCAGGGUGGUCGACGCGGCGGACGCGCGGCUGAGCGGCGAGUUCGACAGGUCGGAGGUGGAGCGCGUCAUGGUCACCGCGCUGUGGUGCGCGCAUCCUGACCGCAGCCUCAGGCCGUCCAUCAGGCAGGCCGUCAACGUGCUGCGGCUCGAGGCGCCGCUGCCCAUCCUGCCGGCGAAGAUGCCGGUCGCGACGUUCGUGCCACCUGCGCACGGUCUCCUGUCUGAAGCAAUGGCGAUCGUGACCGACAGCGGCAGCUCCGGGAGUGGCACCACAAGCUCCAGCACCGUGUUGGCACCACAGGAAUCGUCCCCGACUCCCCGCUGAGAUGACAACGCGCGUGACCGGGUCUGAUACCAUUAGAACGGACACUGUUGAUGCUCAAAAGUGUUCUAUAUGUAAUACUGGUUCAGAAAACUGGACAAACAUCACAACCUGUUUAAGGGCCUAUUUGUUUCAGCUUAUAAAUUAUAUAAUCUGGAUUAUAAUCUAAAUUAUAUAAUCCAGAUUAUAAUCUAGAUAUAUUAUAAUCUAUAUGUAGUUGUUUGAUAGUUUAGAUUAUACAAAUGUAGAUUAUUCACAAAGACAACAAUACCCUUAUUGUUUA